AUGUCAUUUACAUAUAAAACAAGUCCUACACCAUGGUUUUGUACAGAUCUAAAUGCAUUAGAUUCAAGUGUUGAAAUAUCUCGAAAACUUCCAUCAUGUUUACCAGGUUAUGCUAUUGAUAUAGAAGAUGUUGUUUAUGAAUCAACAAUUGAUGGUACAUGUUCUGGUAGAAGUUUAUGUAGUUCACAUAGUAAAAAUCCUCUUACAUUUGCAUGUAAUCAUAAACAAACAUGUGAUAUUGAUAUACGACAUUUUCGUUUUCAUAUUAAUGAUACAUGUGGUUCAACAGUAAGAUUUUUUACUAAAUAUCGUUGUUUACCUGUUAUACAGGAACAAAAAGAUUAUUUAUGUGAAUCAUCAACACGUCGAACAAAUUUAGCUGAUAUUAAUCUAUCAUGUGAUAGAUAUUAUCGUCUUCAUAUAACAAUGGCAUUAGUAGGAAUUAGUGUUAGACCAAAAGAUGAUGUUAAUAAAAAUCGUUUUAAAUGUAAUAAAAAUACAUAUUGGCUUUGUAAUCAUUAUAUACCUGAUGCUUAUCGAAGUGUUUGUAAUGAUCAAUUAAAUUAUGGUGGUGGUGAGCAUUGUAAAAUUCGAUAUAGUGAUCGACCAAGAUUAAAAGGAUGUUUACAUGGAGAAGCUUCAAAUUUUUCAAUAGUAGAAUAUUCAUGUAUACCAGGUGAAGGUAUAAUUGAAGAUCUUCCUCGAAUAGAUAUUUGUUCAAGUAUAACAUCUGAUCGUAUACUUAUAAAUCGUGGUCUUCUUCAUUCUCCUAAUUAUCCUGAAUCAGUAGGACAAUAUGUAUCAUGUAUAAAAAAAUUAUAUGUUACACGUGAAUCUCGUUUACGUUUAUUUAUGCUUGAAAAAUCAAUUGCAUAUUCUCAUGAUUUAAAUAUUCGUCUAUUAAAUAAUGAACCAAAUAUACAACGUACAUUAGCUAAAAAUGAAUUAUUUGAUACAAAUAUAACUAGUCAACGUCGUGAUGAAAUUGUUGAAAUUGAAUUAAAAACAAAUCAUAAUGGUGUUGGGAAGUUUUUACUUUAUUUUCAAGGCAUUGCUAUUGGUAGUAUAAUCGGUAUUAUUCUUGUUUUUCUUCUCAUUGCAAUUGUUAUUGUCAUUGUUCGAGUUACAAAACGUCGUCGUACACGAACUCUAAAAUAUUUAAAACCUGAUGAUGAUCAUCGUCAACAUUUAAAUGCAUCUGCUUCUUUACAUGAUCGUCAUCAUCCUACGAAACCCAUUCAAAUUGAACAUCCACAUUUAUCAUCAACUUCACCAACAAUUAUUUCAUCAUCAAAUAUAAUUAAUGAUAAUGUAUCAGAUCGUGAAACUCUUCUUAAACAUCCUUCACAAAUAAAUACAAUAAGUACGAAUAUUGAUAAUUUUUAUGAAGAAAUAAAAGAAAAACAACAACAACAAGUUAAUUUAACUUUAGGAAAUAUGUAUAAUACAAAUCAUAAUAUUGAACCUAAAUCAUUUGAAGAACGAAAAUUUCUUGAAGCUAAUAAAUUUUCACAACCAAUUCGUGAUCAUCGUGAGAAUGAACAACAUCCUCAUCGAACAGCACCAUUGGCUACACCAGAACAAGCUAAACGACGUACAGGAACUACAUUAUGUGAUGCACCAAUGGCUAGUACAGAAACUUUAGAUGUGGGAAAUAUUACAAUAAAUAGUGAACGUAUGAAACGUCCAACACAAGAACCACCAAAGAUUCCACCGCCACGAAUGGAUUUAAAUCAUCCAAAACCUAGUGCACCACCAGUUCAUUUAUUAGAAAAUGAUUUAAGUGAAAAUAUACGUCCACAUUACCGUUUACGUCAAGUUCAACAAUUGAAUAAUAAGAACCAAAAUGUUUAG
Rotaria sp. Silwood1 is the source of this 1854-nucleotide messenger RNA. Lineage: Eukaryota; Metazoa; Rotifera; Eurotatoria; Philodinida; Philodinidae. The record is from the annotation of a GenBank genome assembly.